AUGUCGCAACCCGGCGCAAAGGCCAAGGGGCCGUCCCUCACCGAGUACAAGGCCAUUGCCGCCGAGUGGGAAAAGGCGAGAAAGGCCAAGGCGGCGGCCGAUGCCAAAGCAGCCAGCCAUGGCUUGCUGACCGAACGAGAGCGGGCCGAAGCCCUGCAGAAGAAGCGCGAGAAACUCAACAAGCUGCGGCAGACGCGGUACGAGAAGCGCUGGCUGUGGACGGUCGCCUUUUGGGUCUGGAUACUCGCCAUCCAUGCGAUUGGCCUGUGGCUCUUUACGACAGGUUUCUUGCUGACCAGGCUGGUGCUGCACGAAAAGUCGAGCUGUGAUGCGCCGCCCAUCGACGGUACCAAGGGCCUUUUCAACCCAGACAAGGGAUGCUGGCACCCAAAGACGUUUGAUCGCGCCGUCGUCAUCCUCAUUGAUGCUCUACGAUAUGACUUUACUGUUCCUCAUGCGGCUGACAGUCCGCAUGCCUACCACAACGCCUUUCCUGUUCUUCACGAAAUGGCCGUCAAGUCGCCGCAGAAUGCCUUCCUGCGACCCUUUAUCGCUGACCCGCCGACAGCUACGUUGCAGCGCCUCAAGGGCCUUACGACUGGCACGCUGCCUACAUUUGUCGAUUUGGGCAGCAACUUUGGAGGCGAUGCAAUUGACGAGGACAAUUUACUCAUGCAGCUGAAGAACAACAACAAAAAGGUUGCCCAGAUUGGCGACGAUACCUGGUGGAGUCUUUUCCCCGGCUACUUUGAACCAAACAUCAGUAGAGCAUAUGACAGUUUCGAUGUCUGGGAUCUGCACACUGUUGACAACGGCGUCAUUGACCACCUCUUCCCCCUUUUGGAGCCCAAAGCGAAAACACAAUGGGAUCUACUCAUUGGCCACUGCCUUGGCGUCGACCACGCCGGCCACCGUUAUGGGCCCGAGCACCCUGCCAUGGCUUCUAAACUGCAACAGAUGGAUGAUUUCAUUCGCAACGUUGUUUCCAAGAUUGACGACGACACGCUUCUCAUUGUCAUGGGAGACCACGGCAUGGACAGCAAAGGUGACCACGGUGGCGAGAGCGAUGACGAAGUUGAAGCCGCUCUCUGGAUGUACGCCAAGCGGCCCAUCUUUGGCCGAACCCAUCCCGAGCACGCGAUUCCACCUCCAAACGCCAAGAUUCGACCAGUCAACCAAAUCGAUUUCGUCCCGACGCUUGCUCUUCUCCUUGGCAUCCCCAUCCCAUUCAAUAACCUGGGCAAGCCGAUCGAAGAGGCUUUUGCCGGCCCUCGCGGCAAUGACUGGGCUAACCUUGCUGCCGUGUCGCGCGUUGCCGCGGCAGGUACUGAGCGCUAUCAGAAACUGUACUUUGAGACACGAGGCAUCGCACCGGCGAGCGAUCAGGGUAGCCCUGCGGCGCUGUGGACGGCGGCCAACUCAAAGAGCCUCUCUGGUCGCAAUCUCUACGAUGCGCUGUCAGCCUUUCAGGAGCGGAACCUUGCUGUAUGCAAGAGCCUCUGGGCGCGCUUUGAUGUCCCGCGCAUGGUCAUGGGUGUAUUUGUCACCGCCAUUGGCCUGGUUGUCCUGGUUAUGUACUCAUCGCGCACCGAAGACGACGAGUACGUGGUCCUAAACAAUGCCGAGCUCGAUUAUGCCGAGAAGCAGCUCGAACAGCUUGCAGCUUCCGAAGACCAGGAGGAGCCCGAGCAUCCCGACCAGUCCUUCCACCGAGACAUUUUACACUGGGCCUUGGACCUGCGCGUGAUUCUCGUCAUUGCGACGCUGACUGGCGCCGCCGUCUUUCGUGGACAGCCGCUCGAUGGACUGGCCACGCUCGUGGCGACCAUCAUGAUUGCCAGCACCGGGACCGCGCUCUACAAGCACGGCAGGACCCUGCGCAACCUUUUACCAAACACGUUUUGGGGCUGGAUGGCCGUCGUCUUCACCGUCAGCCACUCUCUCGGCUUUGCAUCCAACUCGUACACGAUCUGGGAAGACUCCAUCCUGCUCUUCUUCAUCACCAGCUUUGGUGUCGCCGCGCUCGUGUCCUCGUUCCGCAUCGAGUCGUCGCGCGUCGACCUCUACAUGGGCAUCUACCACUCGGUCGCCUUCAUCGUCCUCGGCCGCAUCGCGUCGUACUCGAAGCUCUGCCGCGAGGAGCAGAUGCCCUACUGCCAGUCCACCUACUACAGCUCCAGCGCCUCGUCCACCUCGGCGCCCUGGCAGGUCGUUCUGCCCUUUGUCGUGCUCCUCGGCCUCCCCGUGCUCAUCAAGUCCUUCCUCACGCCCACCAAGUCGUACGCGGGCCUCGCGCCGACCUGGAUCGGCCGCGUCUUUCGCUUCAGCUUGUUCCUUUCCGCGCUGUACUGGCUCGUCGACGCCGCCAACAACGGCAAGUGGCUCGCCGCGUCUCACCUCCCCGAGAUGGCCCUCAAGACCGCCGGCGUCUACGUCGCGCAGCUCACGCUGGCCAUUACCGUCGUCGCCGGCACCACUGCCUAUAUCUGGGCCCCGCCCUCUGUCGCCAUCGUCCCCAGCCAGGGCCGCAUCACCAUCCUGGGCUACGCCAACGCCCUCGGCGCGCGCUACCUGCUCCUCCCCGUCAGCGUCCUCGGCACCUGCCUGCUGCUCACCAAGCCCAUGGGCGCGGGCGCGCUCUCCCUCAUGAUGUGGCAGCUCCUCGCGCUCGUCGAGCUGCUCGACCUCAACGGCCUCAAGACGGAGACGAUUGGCCCCGUCAUGCUCGCCAUCCUCGGCAACUUUUACUUUUUCAAGACGGGCCACCAGGCGGUCCUCUCCAGCAUCCAGUGGGACGCCGUCUUCAUCCCCCUCUUCACCAUCCGCUACCCCUGGGCGCCGCUCAUCGUCGCCGUCAACACCUUUGCCGCCCAGAUCCUCGCCGUCGCCAGCCUGCCCCUCGUCGCCCUCUGGAAGGUCGGCCCCAAGCAGCGCGGCGUGCUCGAGACCGUCUCGCGCGCCCUCGGCGUCUUCAUCGCCUACUAUGCCGUCGAGGCCCUCGCCACCAUUGCCUGGGCCGGGUGGCUGCGCCGCCACCUCAUGCUCUACCGCGUCUUUAGCCCCCGCUACAUGACGGCGGCGCUGCUGCUGCUGCUGCUUGACGCUCUGGGCAUCUUGAUCACGCUGGCUGGCGUGCGGAGCAACUCCUUGGCCGUCAGUGAGGUAUUUGGCUGGGCUGAGUAG
Molecule: messenger RNA, 3183 nt
Organism: Beauveria bassiana ARSEF 2860
Lineage: Eukaryota; Fungi; Ascomycota; Sordariomycetes; Hypocreales; Cordycipitaceae
Product: GPI ethanolamine phosphate transferase
Exons: 1
Coding region: 1-3183 (1060 amino acids)
Biological process (GO): GPI anchor biosynthetic process
Cellular component (GO): endoplasmic reticulum membrane
Molecular function (GO): mannose-ethanolamine phosphotransferase activity
Source: RefSeq, a predicted model, not a curated record